Messenger RNA from Fusarium coffeatum, 1227 nucleotides. RefSeq lists its product as uncharacterized. Bases 1 to 1227 code for a protein of 408 amino acids. Lineage: Eukaryota; Fungi; Ascomycota; Sordariomycetes; Hypocreales; Nectriaceae. The transcript has a single exon. The record is from RefSeq and is a predicted model, not a curated record. Gene Ontology annotation, biological process: epoxide metabolic process. Gene Ontology annotation, molecular function: epoxide hydrolase activity.
AUGGCUACCCUCCCUUUCAGCGCCCUUCCUUACCCUGUUCCCGCGUCAGCUAAUCUGACAACCUCCACUAUUUCCAUUCCCGACAAUGAGAUUGAUCGCCUCAAGACCCUUCUCAAAUUAUCGCCUAUUCCCGAGCCAAAUGUAUGGAAUACCCGUGAUGAUGGAAAAUUCGGGCUUCCGCGCGAUCAACUCUUAGACUUGGUCAAUCACUGGGAGAAAAAGUACGAUUGGAGAAAGUGGGAAUCUACUCUCAACUCAAUCCCUCAGUACAACAUCACUGUCACCGACGAUGACUCGAAGGAAUACAAGAUUAACUUCUUUGCUCUUUUCUCCAAAAACCCAUCCGCGGUUCCCAUUUUGUUUCUGCACGGUUGGCCAGGCUCUGUUGUUGAAUAUCUCCCUAUCCUCCAAAAACUGCAAAGCAAAUAUACACCUGAAACCCUCCCCUAUCACAUCAUCGUCCCUCACCAUAUCGGCUACCUGUUCUCCUCCCCACCACCCGUUGACAAGGAAUUCACACACUCAGAUAAUGCGCGUAUAAUGUCCAAGAUGAUGCACGCUCUUAAUUUCGACAAAACAGGAUAUGUUGCUCAAGGCGGUGACUUUGGCGGCUGGACCGCACCUGCAAUUGCAAACAUUGAUCCUGCUUGCAAAUUGGUGCAUAUGAACAUGUUGAAUAUCACGCCUCCGGCGGGAGAAGAUGUGGAAGCUGGUAUCAAGGAAGGAAAGUACUCUCCUGACGAAGUAGCUGCCUUUGGAAGACUUGCAGAGUUUGGCAAAACAGGUACUGCAUUCAUCCAACUUGACGGCACAAGGCCCGCUGCAGCAGGCUAUCUCCUUGGAACAAACCCCGUCGCCCUGCUAGCAUGGAUAGGAGAGAAAAUGAUCCAAUGGUCCGAAAGGGUUCCGGACCGCGAUAUGCUUCUUACCAACGUGGCACUAUAUUGGUUCUCGCGCAGUUUCCCAACUUCAAUUUACGUCCACCGCAUGGUGUUUGAGAACGUGGAGCUUUUGAUGGCUGAUUGGAAGGCUAUUAAGAAACCGUUAGGUUAUUCAUGUUUUAAGAAUGAUCUGAGUACCCCGCCAGAAAGAUGGAUUCAGCAGACGGAGCAGGUGAAGUGGUAUCGUAUGCAUGAACGGGGUGGACAUUUCCCUGCGCUUGAGGAGCCGGAGGCUUUGUGGAGAGAUGUGGAAGAUUUUAUUGGGGAGUUUUGGAGUAAGGCUUGA